Molecule: messenger RNA, 1674 nt
Organism: Parnassius apollo (apollo)
Lineage: Eukaryota; Metazoa; Arthropoda; Insecta; Lepidoptera; Papilionidae
Source: the annotation of a GenBank genome assembly
AUGCCAUGGUGCUUAAGACGGUUUCUUCGAUUUCUGGUGUCAUUACUGGCGAUAAUAGUGAUUCCAAUAUCAUGGCUAGUGAACAAACGGAGAAAAGGAACAUGUCCGCCACCUACGAAUCCAUUGCUUUUUAAAUCGGCUACUGCUUUAACAAAGAUGAUCAGAAACAAACAGUUAAAGUCAGAGCAACUACUGUCAGCUUACAUUGAAAGAUGUAAAGAAGUGAAUCAGUAUUUGAAUGCAAUCGUCGAGCCACGAUACGACAUGGCUUUAAGAGACGCCAGGCUAAUCGAUAAAAUGCUGGCUGCGUACACUGGAUCCACUGAAGCACUGGCAGAAAAAUAUCCUUUGCUUGGGUUGCCCAUAACAGUCAAAGAGAGCAUAGCAGUCGAGGGUAUGAGUAAUGACUCCGGCACGGUCUGUGAUUUUAGAAAUCCCGCAAAAAAAGACGCGGAAAUCAUUAAGCUUGCUAAAGCAGCCGGAGCCAUUCCAAUAGCCGUGACGAAUACGCCGCAACUAUGUAUGAACUGGGAGACCUACAACAAUGUCACUGGACUGACUUUAAAUCCGUAUAAUUUAAAAUGCACAGUUGGUGGAUCUUCGGGUGGUGAAGCUGCGCUUAUCUCAUCAGCUGCAUCUAUUAUAGGAGUGGGAUCGGAUAUUGCAGGAUCAUUGCGACUUCCCCCGAUGUUUACUGGAAUAUAUGGACAUAAACCUACGCCUAAAUUAAUAUCUGUUGAAGGCCAUAUACCAGACAGCUUGGAUCCUGAUUUUGAAGAAUAUUUUUCUCUUGGUCCAAUAACUCGCUAUGCCGAAGAUCUGCCGCUACUUUUAAAAGUUUUGAAACAACCAAACUCACCGGAAAUCCCAUUCGACAAACCCAUAGAUUUUAGAAAAAUAAAAUUCUAUUACAUGGAUGGAGAAGGAAGCGAUGUAACCGACAGAAUAGGUUCUGAAGUAAAAGCAGCAAUGGAAAAAGCUAAAAGCUACAUAAGUCAUACAUACAACGUCGAAGUUGAGGAGCUAAAAAUAAAGAACAUAGAACACAUGUGGGAAAUCAGUGUUAGAGUUCUUUUUAAAAUAAAACAUGUUCGUAAUAUUUACACCGAUCCAGAAAGACGAGAAUUUUGGAUAUCUACUUGGCCAGAAGUGGUAAAGAAACUAUUAGGAUUUUCCAGACAUAACUUUACGUGCGUCGCGUAUGGCCCGGUAAAAAAAUUCUUUGAUGCCUUACCAUCGGGAUAUUAUAAACAACUGGUUGCAAUGUUUGAAGAGAUCAAGACUGAUUUUCAAAAAGCUUUAUCUGAACACGCAGUUUUAUUCUACCCGACAUUCCCGAAUCCAGCUCAUGUGCACUAUAAGAUAUUUUACAAGUUCUUAAACUGUGGAUAUUUGACCAUAUUCAACGCUUUAGGUUUGCCCGUUACAGCGUGCCCUUUGGGAUUCACCGAUCACGGACUACCAGUGGGAAUGCAGAUAGUUUCAGGAAGGCACAAUGACCAUUUAACUGUAGCUGUAGCCAAAGAGUUAGAGAAAGCUUUCGGUGGUUGGGUGCCCCCAAAUACAUCAUUAGAAACGGUUCAAAAGUAUAAAAGUAUAGAUGAUUCUGGAGAUUUUAAUGUAAAAGACAAUAAUAGUAACAUAUAUCACAAUAUAAAUAACAAUUUACAAUAA